CGCCGCUCCCGGAGGCCACCGACCACCGUGCACGCCUUCAUGCGGCAGCUCCUAACGGGCGCCAAGGGGAUGCAGGAGUCCCGCAUUGUCCACCGCGACAUCAAGCCCGGCAACGUCCUUGUCCUGGAAGGCGGGGAAGUCCUGAAGAUCUGCGACUUCGGACUGGCCAUGUCGGAAACCGAGCAGCCGCCGCGCAAGCAGGCCGGCACGAAGCUGUACCGCACGCCGGAGAUGCUCAUGGGGAAGCCGGACUACGACGCGCUCACGGACGCGUGGUCGCUGGCCGCUUCAUGGCGGAGCUCGUCAGCGGCGACAUACUGCUGCGGCGCGUGGCACUGCCCCGAGGAGUUCGCCUAUCUCUGGACUAUCUUCGGGGUGCUGGGAACGCCGAACGACGCAACAUGGCCGGGGUUCACCUCCCUGCCGUUCGCUUCCACGAUGCCGCCGCUGAAACUGGAGCAGCGCAGCCGGCUGCGCAAGCUGAUCCCGGAGGACAGAUGCUGUCCGGGGAAGGAUAUGAGGUCAUGAAGGGCCUUCUCGCAUGCAACCCAGACAAGCAGCUGACGGCUGCCGGCGCGCUCAAGCUUCCCUGGUUCGCCGACGCCUCAAACUCUGCUGCCGCUGGUGCUGAUGUCGGCAAGGAGGUGGCAAUCGCCAGUUGCCCAGGAAGGAGUAGCUGAUGAUCAAUUCAUAUUCGCCGAAAACUUCUAGAGCUGAAGAUGUUGUAAAUGUUGCAAUGCACUCUGUUCCUUCCAGAUUGCAGAGUAAUCGUCUCUG
Triticum dicoccoides is the source of this 777-nucleotide messenger RNA. Its product is annotated as putative cyclin-dependent kinase F-2. NCBI's taxonomy places the organism in Eukaryota, Viridiplantae, Streptophyta, Magnoliopsida, Poales, Poaceae. Gene Ontology annotation, cellular component: nucleus. Gene Ontology annotation, biological process: protein phosphorylation; regulation of mitotic cell cycle. The coding region runs from base 40 to 528 and encodes 162 amino acids. The record is from RefSeq and is a predicted model, not a curated record. The transcript has a single exon. Gene Ontology annotation, molecular function: ATP binding; protein serine/threonine kinase activity.